Bufo bufo (common toad) is the source of this 1411-nucleotide messenger RNA. It is a transcript of the gene HSD17B3, whose product is annotated as hydroxysteroid 17-beta dehydrogenase 3. Bases 453 to 1289 code for a protein of 278 amino acids. The record is from RefSeq and is a predicted model, not a curated record. The transcript is spliced from 11 exons. Gene Ontology annotation, molecular function: oxidoreductase activity. Gene Ontology annotation, cellular component: endoplasmic reticulum. Lineage: Eukaryota; Metazoa; Chordata; Amphibia; Anura; Bufonidae.
AUGGGGCUAAGGUAAUAGUCGCACUAAGGGGAAGCACUAUCGAUCGAUUUGACCUUCCCUGUUCUAUUAUUGUAGUGUUUGUUCAGUUACAUCACUGUUUCCUUUCUUCCAGCUGAAGAAAGAACAAAUAUUAUCUCCACAUAUAGUAAAAAAUAGAAAAACAUAUAAACUUGGAGUUUGCUUAUUUUUUCAAUUGACUGUAUAUGUAUUAAGAGAUAUAGAUAUAGAAAACAAAACAAAUAUAUACAACCCGUCCUUAUAGCAAGUCAUCAAAACUUAGUAUAAAACUCAAAAUAGGAGGAGAGAAUGAGUAAACAUAACUAUGACUCUUGGAAUACAUGUGACUUUAAACCUCUCCCUAGCAAUUGUUAAGCAUAACUUCUCUUGCAAGUUACUAAGGAGCAAGUACCAGAGUGAGGCAGUGCACUACAUUUAUUCAGGAAUCUGCUGGCAUGGAGCUGCUUCUUCAACAGUUUUUGAGUGCGCUGGGACUUAUUUUAUGUUUUCAAUUUAUACUGAAAUGUUUUGGAUUUUCAAAGUACCUGUUUCCACGCCUUUGGGGUGUAUUGCCCCCAUCUUUUCUUCAAACAAUGGGAGAAUGGGCAGUUGUGACUGGAGCUGGAGAUGGAAUCGGUAAAGCAUAUUCAGUUGAGCUGGCAAAUCGUGGCAUGAAUAUUGUGAUGAUCAGCCGAACCCUUGACAAAAUGCAGAAGGUUGCUUUGGAAAUUGAGCAGACUACAGGAAGAAAUGUUAAAAUCAUACAAGCUGACUUUACCAAAAAUAAGAUAUAUGAGCACAUUCAGGAAAAUCUUAAAGGACUGGAGAUUGGAAUUCUGGUUAAUAAUGUUGGGAUGCUCCACAGUCCUGAUCCUUGCUGUUUUCUUGCUGCUCCAGACAAUGAUGAGAAUCUCAUUAAUUGCAAUGUCUUUUCUGCUGUUAAGAUGACAAGACUAGUAUUAAAGCAGAUGGAGCAAAGGAGAAAGGGUCUUAUUUUGAAUAUCUCCUCUGCUAUUGGUAGCUUUCCUUGCCCACUCUAUACUAUCUAUUGUGCUUCUAAAGCGUUUGUCACUACUUUCUCCAAAGCCCUUCAAGCUGAGUACAAAUCAAAAGGGAUUAUUAUACAGGCAGUUGCUCCAUAUGGUGUUUCUACUCCUAUGACAAAAAACAUGUCAGCAAAUUUAAUAACAAAAUCUUCAGAAGACUUUGUACGAGAGUCGCUAAAUCAUGUUACACACGGGAGCGAGACAUUCGGCUGCCUUGCACAUGCAGUUUUGGUAAAUUCAGUCUAGAACUAUGGAGGUAUCAUAAACCAAGUUCCACUGUGCGUGAUCCACAGCACAAGAGUACAAGAGUAUUUUCUGAACACCAUUAAUGCUAAGAAAAAGUAAAGAAAAUAAAAAUGUCAGCUGGC